Jatropha curcas is the source of this 2453-nucleotide messenger RNA. It is a transcript of the gene GAF1, whose product is annotated as Polymerase/histidinol phosphatase-like protein. Lineage: Eukaryota; Viridiplantae; Streptophyta; Magnoliopsida; Malpighiales; Euphorbiaceae. Gene Ontology annotation, cellular component: nucleolar ribonuclease P complex. Gene Ontology annotation, molecular function: RNA binding. Gene Ontology annotation, biological process: tRNA processing. The record is from RefSeq and is a predicted model, not a curated record.
GAAAACGGCGCCAUGACUUCAAAUUUCCAUUCCGUUAAAAUUUAACUACACUUCUUAAACCCUAGAAAAUCCCCUUUCUCACUUUCUCUGCCCAAUUAUGGGGUUCUUCGACCUCAACAUCCCGUAUGAGGCCUCCAAUUCCUCAAAAGACACGCGCGAAAAGAUAGUAAGAAAAACCAUGGAGCUAGGCUAUACUGGAAUCGCUUACAAUCGCACGAUCAAGGGCGUGAUGUCCGAUCGGGACAGUUGCUCUAUUUCGCCUUUCUCUUUUAAUACUCUCUUAAAUGUUCCUCCUUCACUUGCAUACAACAUCUUCUCCGUUAAUUUUCACCGCGACCUUCUCGGUAUUCCACGCUCCUCACCUUUUCGUCAGUACACGCGCUUGACUGUCUGUGUUGAUAGUCCCGCUCAGUGUCAGGCGCUUAAUGGUGGCAAUCCAAUUUUGAAGAGUUAUGAUUUGAUUGCUGUUAGGCCUCUUAAUCAGAGCGCUUUUGAUAUUGCUUGUGAGAAAUUAGAGGUCGAUAUAAUUGCUAUUGAUUUCUCAAAGAAGUUGCCAUUUAGAUUGAAGCUGCCAAUGGUUAAAGCUGCUAUGGAACGUGGGGUUUACUUUGAAAUUACAUACUCUGAUCUUAUUGUGAGUGUUGAAAUCAGAAGCCAAAUGAUAUCAAAUGCUAAGUUACUGGUGGAUUGGACUCGAGGAAGGAAUCUUAUUUUAUCAAGUGCGGCUCCUUCUGUGUAUGAAAUUAGAGGGCCAUAUGAUGUCAUGAAUUUAACAUCUUUGCUUGGGCUCUCUGUUGAACGAGCUAAAGCAGCUCUUUCCAAGAACUGUAGGAAUCUUAUAGUUAAUGCUUUAAAGAAAAAGCACUUCUACAAGGAAGCUAUUAGGGUUGAACUAAUAUCAUCUGAUGAAAAAUCUGACUCCAAGGGACCUUUAUCUGCAGCCUGGCUUAAAUGGGAUCCCAUCUCUAGUGGUGAAGGGGAUUUGCAGCUAGAGGAUAUAGAAAAGUCUUUCACUGCCACCACUAGAGUAUCCAAUUCUGUUAAACCCAUUGAUUUUGUUUCAAUUAUUAACAGCAUCCCAUCUCAUGGUGGAAAUUUUUUGACUGCUGCUAAGACAGUUGAGGUACCUGCUAAUGAGGCAGCUGAGAUGCCAUUUAUGGCAACUGGAGUGUCUGAAAAACUUGGCAGCAAUUCUCCGUCAAAGAGUAAGGCUUUUGAUCGUGGAACCUCCCAAGAGUUACUUGUGCCUAGUGAUGAUUCAAAAACCUCAAUUAAUUCGGAGGAUAUUAGAUUCCCUACAAACAACACUGAUGAAGUGCCAAAAAAUUUGAACAACUCAAAUGCAUUGCUUCCCCCUAUUUUAACUCCAAAGCAUGAUUUGCAAUCACAAAAGAACAUCAUUAGUUGUGAAUUAAACACUGUGAUGCCAAAUGAGGAUGUAAUGCGUCAGACACCUUUAGAAAUUGGGUUAGCAACUAUUUGUGCUGCUGAUAAUGAAAUGGAAAAUAUUUCUGAGAACAGAGACUUUCUUUCUCUUCAUGUCGAAAAGUCUAGGAGUUCACAAGGUUCCGAUGCAGUUUUAGGAGCACAAAAUGUUGUGAUGGGCAAAAACAUGUCAGAGAUGAGUGUGAGAGAUCAGGAAGGUACAUCUGUAACUGAAAAUAUAUUGGGUAGAGAAGAACUCAUGGAAUCAGCUGAUGAUAUGAUAAUAUUUGACGGCAAUGUUCCUUUUCUGUUUACCUCUGGUGAUAUGAAAGUUAAAGAUAGCAAGGAGACUAUGAAGGAGGCAGCAAUGGAAGAGCAAGAGCAUGGAGAUGUAAAUCUCGAGACAUGCAAGGAGGUGGCAGUGGAAGAGCAAGAGCAUGGAGAUGUAAAUCUCGAGACUUGCAAGGAGGUGGCAGUGGAAGAGCAAGAGCAUCGGGAUGCAGACCUAGAUACCCCCAAGGAGGUGGCACUGGAAGAGCAAGAGCAUGGAGAUGUGGAUAUUCAAGGUGUUCUUGGUCAGGACAGUGGUUUUGAUGUUAAACGUAGUUCUUCAGGUGCAAAUUUUAUGCUCUUGCAGGAGGUGCCAAUAGAGGAACAAAAGCAUGAAGAAGCUGAUUCUGAAAGUAAUUGUCCAACUUUGGUCUCAUCCUUAUCAGGGAAAAACAAUGGAAAGCACAGAGCAACUCGUCAACCUCUUUUAUUUCCUCUGAAGCGUUUAUUGAAUCCCAUCUCUUUCAAAAAGAAAUCUAAGAAGUUUAGACAUAAGAGGAAGGUGUGACAAAGUUUGGUUUUCUCCCUCCAAAAUUUUUAGUCUUGGUUGGCUGUAUAAAAUGUAAAGCGAGUGCGCUUUAAUGCUAAUUGGAAGAAUUCCAUUAUUCACCCAUCAUUCAUGUCGAUUGGUGGUGAAAUUUUUGUCAACAGAUUUUUCAGAUUCAUCUGCAUUUGAAAUUUUGGUCCCCAUUAUCAAA